Molecule: messenger RNA, 2610 nt
Organism: Gigantopelta aegis
Lineage: Eukaryota; Metazoa; Mollusca; Gastropoda; Neomphalida; Peltospiridae
Product: ATP synthase subunit C lysine N-methyltransferase-like
Exons: 4
Coding region: 57-704 (215 amino acids)
Biological process (GO): regulation of mitochondrial ATP synthesis coupled proton transport; peptidyl-lysine trimethylation; positive regulation of proton-transporting ATP synthase activity, rotational mechanism
Cellular component (GO): mitochondrion
Molecular function (GO): protein-lysine N-methyltransferase activity
Source: RefSeq, a predicted model, not a curated record
GCCCUAAGAUUUGUUUGAACGUGAUAACGAUAUGAAUAAGUUUCCUGUUAGUCUGAAUGACCGUAGACAUCAUGAAGCAGGGCGAAUUAAUUUCAGAUAGUGAUCUUGUAAACUUUAAUACUAAUAACUCAAAAAGUGGCAGACCUGCAUUGACAAAAGCCGGUUUCGUUAUUUUAGGUGUUUCGGGAGCUUGUUUUUUUGGCGUGUACGCCGUUGCCACCCCAUUUUUGUUGCCCGCUUUAAGACGAAUCUGUCUUCCAUUUGUACCAGCAACUGCGAAUCAAGUCACUAAUGUGUUUUCUGCAUUACGAGGUCGUUCGGGAACUCUGAUAGAUAUUGGAAGUGGUGAUGGGAGAAUUGUGAUUGAAGCAGCAAAGCGUGGUUUCCAGGCCUCGGGGGUAGAACUGAAUUCCUGGUUAGUGUGGUAUUCACAGUGGACGGCUUACAGACAAGGCUUUACUACAAAAGCUACUUUCUUCCGAAAAGAUUUGUGGAAGACAAACAUGUCACCAUAUAGAAAUGUUGUUAUCUUUGGUGUGGAACAAAUGAUGGAGCCACUUGAGAGGAAGUUGGACAUGGAGCUCCCGCCAGAUGGCGUUGUGGUGGCGUGUAGGUUUCCAUUUCCAACAUGGCAGCCAUCUGUUGUGGUUGGCUCCGGUGUGGACACUGUGUGGUUGUACAGGAGGAGUCACAUACAUUUAUGACUCAGAUUUCCGGUGUGAACACUGUGUGGUUGUAUAGGAGUCACAUACAUUUAUGACUCAGAUUUAGUAUGCCAGUGACAGACUGUUUACUGUCUGGAUCCGGUGUGGGCACUGUGGAUAUACAGGAGUCACGUACAUUUAUGACUCAAAUUUAAUAUCCUGGAUGACAGACCGCUUAAUUACCGUCUGGAUCCAGAUAUAAUCACCCUCACAAUGCAUGCAGGGCUCAAACUUACGAAUCUGUUACCAACAGCAAUUCUGAAAUAUUUUUGCCACAGGCAAAAUUCUCACCAACGGCAAUUUUAAAUUAGUAACUUUUGCAACAAAUAUAAAAACCAAAAAUAGUCCUUUCAAUGGACAGCAAUUCAAAUUGCAGCUACAGCAAUUGCCAUCGGUGCAGUCAUUAAUUUCGAGCCCUGCAAUGGGCUCAUUAAUUUCGAGCCCUGCAAUGGGCUCUGGGUUUUCACCCCAUCCCAACCAGUGCCUGGUAUAGGUACAUCUAAGGUAGUGGUAUGUACUGUCAUGUCUAUGGGAAAGUGCACAGAGCUGGUUUAAGGAUCCGCGGGGUCUGUAGCACAAAUAACAGCGGGGCCCCCUUCCCAGGAUAUAUAUUUUGCAAUCCUCUCGGGGAGAGGGGGAAAAUGACCUGGGCAAAAUAAAUGUACACAUCGUGGGGCCCCCUGAAGUGCGGGAUCCGUAGCACGUGUACGACUAGGAUAAACCGGCUCUGAAAAUGCACAUAAAGCAUCCCCAGGAUUAGUCCAUGUGGUAGAAGCAAGUUUCUAGAUUAUGUCGAAAUAGCUACAUGUUUAGACCCCAUUAACGAACUGAGAAGCAAGUUUCUAGAUUAUGUCGAAACAGCUACAUGUUUAGACCCCAUUAACGAACUGAGAAGCAAGUUUCUCGAUUAUGUCGAAACAGCUACAUGUUUAGACCCCAUUAACGAACUGAGAAGCAAGUUUCUCGAUUAUGUCGAAACAGCUACAUGUUUAGAUCCCAUUAACGAACUGUGAAGCAAGUUUCUAGAUUAUGUCGAAACAGCUACAUGUUUAGACCCCAUUAACGAACUGAGAAGCAAGUUUCUAGAUUAUGUCGAAACAGCUACAAGUUUAGACCCCAUUAACGAACUGAGAAGCAAGUUUCUAGAUUAUGUCGAAACAGCUACACGUUUAGAUCCCAUUAACGAACUGAGAAGCAAGUUUCUAGAUUAUGUCGAAACAGCUACACGUUUAGACCCCAUUAACGAACUGAGAAGCAAGUUUCUAGAUUAUGUCGAAACAGCUACAUGUUUAGACCCCAUUAACGAACUGAGGUGGGGCUUUCCUUUCCUUUCUUUAUCCUCUUUAUCUUAGGCUACAUCAUUUAUUGAUGUUCUGGAAGUCAUCUUUAUAAAUCAGUAUUUUCCCUUGAAAUUUGUCAAGGCAUGGCAACUAAACACUUUUGAGGCAUUUUCCCCAUUUUCAGGGCACUAGUUUUGUUUCAUUAAAGACAAAACAUUUGAAAUGAAAAUAAAUGUACAUAAUUAAUGUGCUUUUUUUUCUUGUUUUUUUUUAAAUAAAUGAAUGGCAGUUUAUAACAGGGAUAUUUUAUUAUUUAAUAAUGCACUUUCUGAUUGUUUUAUAAAGGCAAUUUUAGAAUUAAUUAUUAAAAAAGGCUUAUUUAAUAUCAGGGAAGCAUGGCACUGAUUAUGGUUAUAUGGGGUUAGACCACUGAGGCAUGGUGCCACACCAUUCUAAAACACUAUACGUAUAAAUUAUAUACUCAUUGAUUCAACUGAGGCUGCAUGUCUACGGGCGUUUUUCCCAUUCCAACCAAACAUGACUAGGAUAGCAACAUGGUGUUGUGUUUUUACCCUAUAUGUAAUCUGUGUGUAAUGAUAUAUUUUGUAAUAAAUAUGCAGAUUUGU